Messenger RNA from Passer montanus (Eurasian tree sparrow), 1493 nucleotides. Its product is annotated as protein tilB homolog. The record is from RefSeq and is a predicted model, not a curated record. Gene Ontology annotation, molecular function: protein binding. The coding region runs from base 536 to 1363 and encodes 275 amino acids. Lineage: Eukaryota; Metazoa; Chordata; Aves; Passeriformes; Passeridae. The transcript has 7 exons.
CUGAACAUUACAUAAAACCUGAGCCGCUUUAAGUAUUUCCUUUUCAUCCAACAGAUACAUUAAUAAGGCCUUUAACAAGCCAUUAAUGAGGCAGGAGAUCUUUUAGGCAACAAAAACACGAACUUCAAGUGGGCAAAACUGUGACAGCAAUUGGUGAGAGUGAAGCGGCCGGAGCAAGCAGAGCAGAGAUUCAGCUGGAUGAUCACGUAUCUUGCCACAGGUAUCACCAGCCUAUCUUUAGGCACCUUCUGGAAAGACAGUUCACUGAUACCAGCUCGGUGAGGCCGGGAAUUUGUUUGAUGUGCUUAAGAGGUUGGUAACAAUAGCUCCUAACGUGACAGCAGCGUUGCGGGGUGACAGCGUCUCCUUGGAGACAGCGAAUGCAUCCAGCCACCCAGGAUCAGCAUCCCGGCAGGUUCCCCCUCUCCAGAGGCCCUGGAACUCCCUCCCUGUGCAGGGCCAGAGAUGGGAAGAUAAGCUCUGCCUGUACAAGUAGCCCUGUGCAAGAUGUGAGGAUUUUACGCAGCAGCCAGACAUGUCUGAAAGCUCCUCAGGUCUGACUACAAGCAAUCAGAAGUCCUUUAAACCCUAUUCCUCCUGCUGCUCCAUCCUGAGGGAUGCCCACAACGUUCCACUGGUUUUACCCCAAAGCAGAGGAGCCCUCGGGCAGAACUGGGACCCCAGGCUGCCUUUCCCACUUCCUUCUGACUCCUUCAAGUACCUUGGCUGGUGUGACAUAGAGGAACACGGUGUUCGAGGAAAUCAGCUCCUCUGUCCCCGAGUGAGGGAAGGGCCCUCGGAAGAAGAGCUGUUUUUCAGAAAAGAAGAACAUACUCUGAAAAGAAGAAAACAAGUAACUGACACACAGAAAUGGGAAAAGAGGCUGCAAGAGAACUGGGAAAACUGUGCUGAGUUGAACCUUUCCUUCCAGGACCUGGGUGAUCUUUACCAGGUGGAAAACUUCCAAAGAAUCCUGCGCAGAUUAAUUCGGGUGGAAAAGCUUUGGUUGGUGGACAAUUCUUUGACAGACCUCAGUGCCAUAAGGUUGCCAAGGUGCAGAGAGCUAAAUGUAAAUAAAAACCACUUUACAUCCUUCAAACAGCUGCCAAAGAUCCCUCAGAUUCAGCACUUGUCUCUUGCUGAAAAUAACAUCACAACCCUGAGUGGGAUUUCAGACUUCAGACACACUCCACUGGAAUCCCUCAUCCUCAAGAGGAAUCCCUGUGAGUUCCAGGAAAGAUACAGACAGCUUGUGUUCUCCAAUUUGCCAAACCUGAAAAUGCUGGAUGGUAUCCCAAAACUGCCAGAGGACUGCUCACCCCCUGAGGUCAGGUUUUUUUACAGAAUGUGUACAAUACUCUAGCACAGUAUUUUUGUAGGAUCACAACCGUGCUACAACCACCUUGCUCAAAAGAGACUGUAAAGCCUGCUUAUGAAAGUUCUAUUUAUUUUUUUUACUGGUCAAAGAGAUAUUGAAACAGAAAUAAAUAAUU